AUGGCGAGCUUCUGCAACAGUGGGCAAUCUUCAGUGCUUGCAGGAAACAUAGUCUUGUAUCCGGACGAUUUCGGGCAUCGCACCAUGAUGACGCGUUCCAGCAGAUGCAGAUCUCGCGGGCAGGCAGGUUGUGUGAUCCUCCUUGCCUUGGCGCUUUCCUGCCGCGAGCUGCUGGAGGUCCAUGUUGGAUCGUCAGCAACAUCAAGCACUGCCUUCGCCAUGGAGGAUUUUCACGCAGCGGGCUUGCGUGAUGCAGCUGCUUCGCUGUGCAGCUUGUGUGUGGCUGCCGCAGUGAUGAUUCCCUCUGUCAUGCUCGGUCCAGUAGUGGCUAUGCCACCAGCCUGUGCCCUUCUCUGCGCACAGAUUGCCAUGAUCUAUGGGCAGUCAUUGCUGCUGUGCUUAUUGGUGGCAGCUGUUUCGGCAAUGCUCGCGCACGGGCUUCUCUUGGUUCCCAGCAUCGCGUUUCAAUAUUCUUUGCCGAUAGUCCUCGGCCCGGGAGCAGGUCUGUGCACUGCGAAGAUCUUGGGCGGAGACCGCUGUGUUCUGUUUUGUGUCGCAGCCCUUACCCUACCUGUUCUGGUACACUGUGCUUUGAUGCUCCGAGUGAUGAAAGUUGCGAGCUGGCAGUAA
This is a messenger RNA of Symbiodinium necroappetens, 630 nucleotides long. The record is from the annotation of a GenBank genome assembly. Lineage: Eukaryota; Dinophyceae; Suessiales; Symbiodiniaceae.